AUGCAGCGUACCUUGCGCCAGUGCACGCAGUUGCUGCUGCUGCUGCAGGGAGUGGGGGCGCGUCACACCACCACCACCACCACCAUGACGACCCACGGCACCGGGUUGAAGUGCCGUGAUGAUAGAAACGAGCUGCAGAUGGAGCGGAGAGCUCGGCGGUGUUUGUCGCUUGCGGUGGAGGGCAGUGUGCUCCGGGAAUGUCGUAGGUUUGCCUCGAUGAUAACACGGCGACGCAGCCGACCCAAGUCUUCACGCGCGGCCUCAUCUGCAGCAGGGACCGCCGCCACACGGCAGCAGCAGAAGCAGCACGAAGAAAAACAACAACAGCAGCAGCAGCUGAAGUCCUCGGCAAUACCAACGGGCAAAUCAGUGAUGAUGACACAGCGGAGGGUGCCGGUGACGACGAAGGAGGGAGAAGAUGCCGUGUCAUCAUUGAGAAUGAGAACGGGAACUAACACCACUAAGACCACCAACGCCACCACGAAUACGACGACUAAUGCGGCCGCUGCCACGUUGCGGAAGGGGGCUUCAACUGCGGCCUUUGUCCAAAACAACAACUAUAUCCCUCAUGAUGUUUCCGCAUCGCUUACGUCCGCGAAACACGAGGGUGGGAAUGUUGCCGCUGCUGAAAUUGGCUCUCUCCUCGACAUUGAGUCCCCUCUAAACCUUCGCCUUGCAACGCUCAUGCAGCAGCCUGGGAAGGCAUUUCGGGCUAUUGCGGUAACUUUUUCCACGAAGCGAGACGUCAACUUUUCACUUGCGUUUGAAGACAUUGCCUCCGGGACGACGCUACAGUGUCGGUUGGAUGAGGUGCGGUCUGUCUAUGUGCCGUGGGUGCGUCAAUUUUGCGCCUCAUGGGUGCUGCUUUUUGUGCCAACGUUAUCAUCCGCCAACGCGGUGCUGUUGGAAAAUGCCGUGCUGUACAAUUUAACCGGUCGCGCGGUUGUCUCAGAGGCAGGGAGAGAAAAGGCGUUUGAGGAACCAGACCACAUCUUCAUCUCCUACUGCAAACUCAGGGAAACACUGUGCAAGGCUAAACGAGAUGAGAACAUAAAUACGGAACUGCUCACUAGCGCUGUACUGAACGCGUAUGCAGAGGACUGGCGAAAUUUUAUCCAUUCACCGGGAUCUUCCUCGCCCAUGGAGAUUUUGAUAGCUGCCUUUCAAUUUCGGGCACAGUCUGGUCAGCCACUACUCAACAAGCAACUACUUCAUGCGCAGCUAGCAGCAGCAGCAACGGCGCUGCAGAAGCCUGGUAAGCGUGGUGUUUCAUCAUCAUCAUCAUCGCGCGGGUCUAGUAACGGUAUAUUGCGGAAGAAAGAGUCUUGGAUGCUUGUUUUUGUUUCUGCCCCUCUGGUGAGUGCAUCCGGAGCAGGAAGCGUUGUGCCGCCCAUGCAGGACCUUUUAACAGGUGAAUUUGUGGAGCCGCUACUUCUUGGGGAGAAGAGUGUCAUUUAUAUCAUUGGCUCCGGCACUGCGGCGGAGUCGUUUGCGCAAUUCCCACUCAUGCGGAAGGGUAAACAAAAGGUUUCAAUUCUUCUUCAGGAUAUAGAGAACCAACUUGGGCUUCGACGACCGAACCGACCGACGCUAACAACGACACUUAUUCAGGCGCUGGAUCUCUUUUCGCGCUACACAUGGAUGGGACUGAUGCAGACGGAAGACGGCUCACUUCGGGUGCCACGGGCAGCACGGAGCUUUACACCACUACAUAGACGCUCUGUUACCUGUGAAAUUAUGCCCACCUUUUUGGAGGCGGCAUUUGGGCAAGCUUCACGCAACUUAGCAGCCGGGAAUGGCACACCGGGAGCAGGUGGCGGGGCUGUGGCCCCUGGAAGGGUGAACCGUCGCCUGGAGGAGCAUAUCAAAGCCAUAUUCAACAACAAUGAACGUCUGACGCUGGAGAAGGCGUGGCGAACCAAGCUGCGUGACUGCAGUUGUUUCUUUAUAGAGGUGAAUUCCGCGAAUGUAAUGGCAGCACGUCGUGCUGAUAAUCCCUUUUCUGCUCGAAAUGGUAUUCUGGAGUUUCAUGGGCAGUUAUGGCGCUCUCUCGAUAACGAAGCCAAAACUCCACCGCCGGUGAAGAAAAUUGCGGCGAAAAUGAUGGCAAACGGUGAUGUGAAGGCGUUUGUCGAGCCCGAGAAUUGUAUUCCUGAAGAACUUCCGACCAGCCGCGAUACGACACGGAAGGAUCAGCCCCUCGCCUCGAACGCCAUCAUUGUUGCGUGGGACGUGAAGCGGGCGCUGCUGUUUUUGCGUGGGAGCAGGAGGCUGCAGCAAUUUCUUCAUAAUGGAGGUCGUAUUUGGUGUGCCCAAUACGCACAGUAUCUCUUGAAGGGGUUUAAUCACGACAACCUGGCAACCAUGGAACGCACCCUCCUGCAAUACCACAUGGGACAGGGCAAACUGGAUUCACUGGAGAAGCUCAAAAUUAUUUUUGAGAAGCAACUUGAUAUUGCCGUGAGCACACGUCAGUUGAUCUCCGUUUUACACCGUAUGGAUGGCCUCUUAGCCGCAACAGAAAUGGAACUUCGUGGGUUACAAAUAUCUUCGCAAGAGGAAGUGACUAAAUUUUCCCAUCACUUAAAAACGUCACAUGAGAAGUUGGAAAAGCUCGUGAAUGAUAAAAUUAUGGAGUUCACCAGAGGUAUGGACGAUGAGGUGCGGAAAAGGAUAAAUUUCCGCUCCCCGCAAGACAUUAGCACAAUCAUCUACGGUGGGGCGCUUUGUCGCCAUUUGGGCGCCAGGUACGUGCCAGUUGAGACUGCAAAAACACCCGUAACGGCACUUUUUCCUCAUGCCGUCUGCCGUGUGACAGGGACGCCUAUUCCAGUAGCAUACACGCAACCUGAAAGCCUCUUAGCACCCAAGGGACCCGGUAGCAAUAGUGGGUCCCGGCGGGGCAAGAUCACCAUCAAAGAGAGUAAAGUCAAGACUGCAUUGGAGGCGAUUGAAGGGUACACGACACGUAAUACUUUAGAGAAUCUACUUCAUUGCACUGCUGUGGUGGUGGUUACGUGUAAAGUACGUCCUGGUAACUUCCUUGAGAUGUUUUUUUUACAUUGCCCUAGCACUGAACCCAACGAUGAACUGAAGUACAGCGUUGCCAUUGAUGAUGUUGUGCCAGUAACUGACGAACCAGAAAUGCUCACCGUGAUGCAGUUGAAAGAAAAGAUUGCCAAAUAUAGGCCACUGCGUGCGCUUCAAUCCUUCAAAAAACACGGCAAGAAGAGUUAUGAUCUUCGCAAUCUGCUCAUUCUUACAAACUGCACCCACGACAAACUUUCCUCUUUGGUCGAUACUGGUAUUGUGCAGACAAUUGCCGAGACGGUUUUGGGGCCAAAUGGCGCGGAUGAAUCUCCUCUUGAGCGUGUAUGUUUUUGUGAUCUGCAGCGAGCAUUGCCACCGCCACCACAGGGCGCGGAUAGUUUUGAGAGCGACUUCUUGGGUCUCGUGGACGUAGCUGAAAAUGCGGGCCUGUCUGCCCGAGGGAAUUGGGAGGCCCUCGCACGGGAGUUUGUCUCCGUGGGUGGAUUCGACGGGGCAUUGAAGGCGUUGGUGUCUCACUGUGCGUCGCUUUUAGGCACUAGCCGAGACCCAUUCCGCAAUACGCAUCCGCUUCCACUUUCAUUGGGGGCCGAACUUCGUGGGCUUCACGGGCAAGAACGGGCUUCCACACGUGGGCUGCUGUGGAUUGUGACCCCAGAAGAACUUCAUCCGCUUUUGCAUCGUUCCCUGCGUGGUCGCAACGCCUCAUCUGGGGCUGACGCCAUCGAACGCAUCACCGUUCUCCUUUCAUCCGACAAGCAGAUUGACCUUUCCUUCUUCAAGGCGCUGCAGCAACUUCGUUUCACGGAGAAGAAGAUGCAACUCUUUGAGGAAGGUGCCUUGUUCCGCGCGGUGCUGCCGGAGUGCAAAGACCGUGUCCAUGGGGAGUUGUGCCACACAGUCACCGCAACCGGUCGUUUGUCUUCACAGUCCCCAAACCUACAAAACAUCCCGAGAGAAGAGGAUUUACGGCGACUUAUCGUCUCCCGAUUUGGUAGACGUGAGGGACGGAUGAUUGAGGCGGAUUACAGUCAGUUGGAAGUGGUGGUGCUGGCGGCACUUAGUCGUGACACUCGUAUGCUGCAGGAACUACACGACAAGGUGGAUUUUCAUUGUUUGCGUGUUUCACUCAUGACAAAAGAACCAUAUGAGAAUGUUGUGCGAAAGGCAAAGCAAGAGAGGGACCCACACUACAUUCAGCUUCGACAACAGGCCAAAACAUUCUCCUUUCAGCGACAGUACGGUGCGGGCAUUGCCACCAUUGCCACCACUACCGGAUUGACGGAACAUGAGGUGGAACGACUCAUAUCGGCAGAGGAGCAACACUACAAGGAUCUGAGUCGUUACUACCGCCUGGUUAUGGACUGCGUUGAGGCGGGUGCGGAUCGGCUACUACGACUGCGUACAUUGGAUGCUGCAACAUGGUCACCCGCCAUGCGGCGCAUGAUUCUGCUAACGGAGCCUCUGCAUUACUUUGUUGUACCUACAGGCAGUAAGUUUGAUUUUGCAAAGGACAAGAAGAGCAUUCCACGACUGAAGAAUUACCCAGUACAGGGACUAGCGGGAGAGAUUGUGCAGAUCAUGUGUGGCAAGAUUGUGCGUCGUUUCUACGAGAAGCGGAACUAUGAUGGAAGGGCGUUUUUGGUAAACACCGUCCAUGACUGUGUGUGGAUUGAUGCCCAUUCAUCUGUCGCCGAUGAGGUUAUGCAUGAUGUAUCGGAGAUUAUGUCUUCCACAUCAAAGGUGAUGAGCAGCCUUUGGCCCGAUGUGAAGCUGGAUGUCCCAUUUAACGCGGAUGUUCAUAUUGGACCUUCAUUGGGAGAAUUCUCAAAAUGA
Messenger RNA from Trypanosoma cruzi, 4884 nucleotides. RefSeq names its product mitochondrial DNA polymerase I protein C, putative. Gene Ontology annotation, molecular function: DNA-directed DNA polymerase activity; DNA binding. The transcript has a single exon. Gene Ontology annotation, biological process: double-strand break repair; DNA-templated DNA replication. NCBI's taxonomy places the organism in Eukaryota, Euglenozoa, Kinetoplastea, Trypanosomatida, Trypanosomatidae. The record is from RefSeq and is a predicted model, not a curated record. The coding region runs from base 1 to 4884 and encodes 1627 amino acids.